Messenger RNA from Aspergillus chevalieri, 2169 nucleotides. RefSeq lists its product as uncharacterized. Gene Ontology annotation, molecular function: protein binding. Lineage: Eukaryota; Fungi; Ascomycota; Eurotiomycetes; Eurotiales; Aspergillaceae. Bases 1 to 2169 code for a protein of 722 amino acids. The record is from RefSeq and is a predicted model, not a curated record. The transcript has a single exon.
AUGGUUGUUCCCAAACCCCCCAUGACAUUGGAGGACCAUUGCUCCGUCAUUCACGACAACACUCUUUAUACCUACUCCGCCAAUGGCUUUGCUUCUAUCGCUCUCAGUGAGAAUGCGACCUGGAGUAAUCUCACCAUGGGAGAGCCCGUCUCCGGCGCAGCAUGCGUGAAAAACAAACAGUCCUUGUACGUUGUCGGUGGAACUAGCUCAUCGUCGUCCGAUUACACAGGAUUGCAACGAUACUCGUUCCAAGACAAGAAAUGGAAAACCAUCUCACCAACGUCCGAAGACAUGUCCAACCGCACCAACCACGGCGCCGUCUUCCUCAAAUCCUCCUCGUCCAUCUUUGUUUACGCUGGUAACCGCGACGGUAGCUCUACUCCAACCUCCGAUACCUUUGUUAUCAACACCGCCGAACCCUACAACGUCUCCUCAUACAGUGGUGCCGACGCAUCGCCCGCUAGUGCCCCUAUCCUAUUGCCCUGGAGCGAUGAUCAAGCCGCUUUGGUCGGUGGUACGACAACGGCCCGGAAGGUCCAUUUGUUCAAGUUCAAUGGCACUGGUGACUGGUCGGAUUCAGGCGCAACUCUGCCCCAGGCGCUGUCGGAUGACGUCAAAGCCGCUCUAAUCAGUGGCUCCGAUAGCAGCAAGGUGCUCCAGUCGUUCGACAUGAGUGAAUCGCCCAAUACGGUCAAGAGCUUGUUGUUGGUGAACCCUGGCGGCAAGCCUGCAAACCCUGCCAAGGUGCUUGGCGCAUCAUCCAGGAAACGUUCCAGGCGGAGGGCCAUCAGCGUGGACAACUACCCGAAAUACGAUGAUCAAUAUGCGUCCUCAAAAACGUGGUCGCAGUUUUCGCUAGCACAGGACGACGAUGGUAAGCUGGUGGCCAUCUCCGGCGGCAGUGGUACCAACUCGUUGGCCCUCUUCAACCAAACCUCGAAUAGUUGGAUGAACGCCACCAAACUCUUCUACGGUGACAAAUCCAUGCAGCAGAUUCUUCCCUCUCCCUCUUCGUCGACUACUGCCACCCCAACCAGUUCUAACUCCACCCCCAGCAGCCCCUCCGCUGUUGCAGGUGGUAAUGGAUCUAGCAGCGGUAAGGUCGGCACCAUCGUCGGUGCAACGCUAGGAAGUGUCAUUGGUUUUGUCGUGAUCUUGAUUGCUAUCCUGUUCUUGCUGAGACACAAGAAGGAUAAGCAAAAGGCGGCUGGCCAAGGUCGCGGAGAUUCUGAUGACAAGGACCGAUUGAGCAUCCAAGACCAGGGCGAGCCGCUGACGCGAUCCGCGUACCCUAUGGCCAAGAGUCACGCUCCGUUGGGCUCGUCGUCAGUGGACUCGUUGGCUAUCUUCUCCGGCAAGCUUGGCGACGAGAAGAAGUCUCAGGCAGCACCGGCCGCGCACCCUGUCUACGGUGGAAAGGCACCGACUAAGAGCCCUCUGUCGACUGUACAGUCCAGUCGGGAGCUCCUCAGCGGACCAUACACACCGGAUGCGGACAAGGCUCUCGAGGCCAGCGAGGCUGGAGCUGGAGGUCGUCCUGGAGACCGGAGAACUGAUGAAGGUUGGAGCAAGUACUUCCAGGAUAACAAUGCUACAGACUUAGUUGGCAUGCAACAGCAAGACGAACCGACAGCAAGCGCAGACCUAGCCAAAUCCGAACGACGAGGAAGUGCAUGGCCCAUGACAACGCUCACACCGCUGAACUUUGGCUUCCUCGAAGAGCCCAAACCACUGGGACGUGUAGUGACCGGCAGCCCGACCACCGAGCACCCCUCAUCUGCAACGGAGGGCCACCUCGUGAUUCCAGAGGGCCAGUCAGCCCGCAUCUCCAGCGCAGACUCGAUAAGUUUGGCAUCAGACAGCGACUACGGACGCAGCCGAUAUUCCUCCGGUAUCCCUGCAGAAGGUACACGGUGGGUCGGCGCAGGAAAUGACGAUUACUUCGGCCGUCCGGUUAGCAGCAUGUACAGCCAGAGCUACUACCCGAGCACGAACAACGUGUCGUCGAUGGCAGCACCGUCAGUGAACUACGACGGAGUCCGUUCCUCGCAAGCGCGGCAGUCGAGUGUUAUCAUCCCCGAUACACUCGAUGAGAACGGGCCAUCGAUCCGGAAUCAGACUAACGUCAAUACGGAUAUGAGCUGGCUUAAUCUGAACGCCGACCGCUAA